Ricinus communis (castor bean) is the source of this 747-nucleotide messenger RNA. RefSeq lists its product as uncharacterized. Lineage: Eukaryota; Viridiplantae; Streptophyta; Magnoliopsida; Malpighiales; Euphorbiaceae. The transcript has a single exon. The coding region runs from base 1 to 747 and encodes 248 amino acids. The record is from RefSeq and is a predicted model, not a curated record.
AUGGAGAAUUUCUUGAAGUCUAAAGAGUACUGGCACGUCGUUGAAACUGGUGUAGCAACACCUAUGGAUGGAGAGGGGCUCACAAACACGCAACAAAAGGAGUUGGAGGAACUGAAACUAAAGGAUUUAAAGGCAAAGAAUUAUUUAUUCCAGGCCAUUGGUCGUGCUAUCAUGGAGACUAUUCUUCACAAAGAAACAUCAAAAGAUAUUGGGGAUUCAAUGAAGAAAAAAUAUCAAAGCCCCUCUAGAACAAAGCGUGCACAGCUUCAAGCCUUAAGAAAGGAAUUCGAGAUUUUGCAGAUGAAGGACGAUGAAUCUGUAACCAGCUUUUUUGUAAAGACCAUGGUUAUGGCAAAUAAAAUGUGUUUCCAUAGUGAAAAGAUGGAAGAUGUUGUCAUUGUUAAGAAGAUAUUACGAUCCAUGGCGUCCAAGUUUAAUUAUGUUAUUUGUUCAAUUACAGAUUCCAAAGAUGCAGACACACUCUCUCUUGAUAAACUCCAAAGUUCUUUGCUAAUUCAUGAACAAAAUAUGAACAGAGAUUCAUUUACGGAGGAGCAAGCGUUAACGGUUUCUACCUCAGUUUCUUCUUCAAAUUCUAAAGGAAGAGGUAGAGGAAGAGGCAGGGGUCGUGGUACAAGCAAAGGAAGAGGAGACCAAAGCAACAACAAUGGCAGUGCUGAUCAGUCUCAAGGAAGAGGCAGAGGACGAGAUCAACAAUUCGAUAAAUUCAAGAUUAAGUGCUUUUGA